AUGGAAAAUUGUCAAAUAGAGGAUAAUUCAAAAAGCAAUUACAAUUAGUUGAAUUACAAUCCUUUUAAUAAUCCUAAUAAUUUCCCUCCUUGUAUAUUCUAAUAAUCAAUUUUUAAUCUUAGAUCCAAAUUAGAUGAACAUGUUUCCAAAUCUUCAAAACUUUAUGAAUAAUAAUAUAGCUUCUCUUGGAAUGCCUCCUACAACAAUUCAAAUGAUUCCCCCAUUCACCAUAUAAAGGCUGCCAUCCCUCUUACAUACUACUAUACUUAAUAAAUCCUAAAAAGAAAAAUAACUUCAAUAAUAAAUUAAUGAUUUAGAAGAAUUAUUAUAAGAUUAAGAAGAGAAAUUUUAAGAACAAAUUAAAGGGUAUAAGAAGUCUUCUUAAUUAUCUUGUCAUUUAAAAUGUAUAAUUCAAGAUUUAGAGGAUGAUAUUUUUGAUUAAAAUAAAUUGAUCUAAACACUAUAAUCUGAUAAUGAAAAUAAAUAGCUUAGAAUUGAUAAAAUAACUAAAGAAAAAUCUUUUUUUGAAUCAUAAAUCAAUGAUUUGUAAGAGGAAGUUGGUUAGUUGAUGAGGCAGAAUUAGUAACUAAUUCGUAAAUCAGUAGCUGCUUCAUCAUUUGAUCAAUAAUUGAUAUAAGAAUAUGAUUAAUAAGUCAAGAAGAGUAAAGAAGAAGUGAAAAAAUUAAAAGAUGAUAAUAAUAAAUAAAAACUAUUAUUUGAAGAUCAAUUAGAGAGUGUUGAAAAAGAAUUAGAUAAAUAAAUUAAGCUAGCUGAUAAGGAACAUCAAUAUUUUAUGGAAGCAAGAGAUGAGAUUACAAAAUUAUAAAAAGUCAUCAAAUAAAAGGAAGAAAAAAUUAAAUAUUAGGAAUUCUAAUAAANUAAAUACUUUUUUAAUUUAUUUAAUUUAGAUUUAUUAUUAGUCUCAUAAAAAGAUUUUGAUUGA
Molecule: messenger RNA, 943 nt
Organism: Paramecium pentaurelia
Lineage: Eukaryota; Ciliophora; Oligohymenophorea; Peniculida; Parameciidae
Source: the annotation of a GenBank genome assembly